AUGGCCAUCUCCAUUGCCGACAGUUCCUGUAGCCCGACGAGGUCGCUCGGUCUGUUGUUGGACCCGGAGAAGGUUGACCUUCCCCGUCCCAAGCAGAGCAUGUGGCAUCGCCUGGGCCUUCGCAGGUGGCUGGGCCGCGAUGAUCGAGAUUUCUCCUCACAUUCCCCCGCUGGCGACGCUGCCCCCACCGCAAAUAAACCCAAUUCUCCAGCCGCCCACAACGAGCAUAAUGGUAAUCAGAACAGUAACAACCACCACAACUCAUCCCCCAACGGCAAGAACACCAACAACAAGCCGCACCACAGCAACCACAAAGCCCACGAUAAUCUCAAGCGUCGCCUGUCCAGAAAGGUAGGGGUUGGUCUGCCGCGAGCCACUACCUUUAAACGACAGAAUUCCGAGCGGCGAGACAAUCUAUCACCCCUAGAACCCGAGCCCCGUCGUGCAGUGUCUGCCGACCGUCGUCGCGCCGUGAGCUCCCACCGGUCCAGAUCCCCACCGCCCACCGUGGACCCCAGACUGUCCGCUCCCGAGGUUCAGUGGCGCGAAGACCCGAGCGAGACCACGGUCGAGCGACUACCUGAGGCGAAUGAGGACAGCGACUUUCUCUCGGAAUGGAACCCCUGUCCUGACGUGGCGGAAGCUCCCGAGGAGCUACCGGACGACACGCUCGAGAUGGAACUGGAAAAGCGAUGGAUUUUGAACCUGAGCAUGCAUUUUCGGGAUCGCUCGGAGCGGGAAAAGUUUUUCGUCACAUACGCUGAGACUCCAACUCGGUGGCGGAGAGUCACCAUAUCCUGCGACUACCGCGGUGCGCCCCCGGAUUCCCUGGAACAAGACCUGAGGGAAUUGCGGUAUCAGCGAGACAAGUGUGCCCGAAUUUACGAGUCGAUUCGCGAGUCGCUGUCGGAGAUUCAGUUUUACGACACAGUCACCAACCUGAAGCUGGAAACUCGCGACGGCCGCCUGCAUGUGCACGUUACGGAAGAUGUCAACGAAAUCAUUCCCUAUCCGCCUGUUUCUUGUAUCGGACAUUUGCCACAAGCGCGACUGGUCCCCGAGAACCAGCUCCAUUUCGACGCGCAUCUAUCCGGCUUCGUCUACAACGUCCAGUUAGAUGGCAAGGCAUACAUCAAGAAGGAGAUUCCUGGACCCGACACAGUAGAUGAGUUUCUGUACGAGAUCAACGCGCUUCACGCCUUACAGGGCACCCCUUAUGUUGUCCGGGUAGAAGGAAUCGUGGUCGACGACCUGCAGCAGGUGGUCAAGGGUCUUCUCAUUAGCUAUGCAGAGAAGGGAGCUUUGGUCGACAUUCUCUACGAGAACCGUGGCUUGAUUUCCUGGGAGCGGCGGGAACGCUGGGCCAGGCAGAUCGUCCACGGUCUUUGUGAGAUCCACGAGGCUGGCUACGUACAAGGAGACUUUACUCUUUCCAACAUUGUUGUUGAUGCCGACGACAAUGCCAAGAUCAUUGAUAUCAAUCGCCGGGGCUGUCCGGUAGGAUGGGAACCUCCUGAGAUUGCGGCGAAAAUCGAGAGUAACCAGCGAAUAUCGAUGUAUAUUGGAGUGAAGACGGAUCUGUUUCAGCUGGGCAUGACAUUGUGGGCUCUGGCAAUGGAGGAAGAUGAGCCAGAACGACAGCCUCGUCCUCUAAUGAUUCCACCGGACGCACGGGUACCGGACUACUACCGUAGGUUGGUCUCUAUCUGUUUGAGUGCCACCCCCCGACACCGGCUGUCGGCCAAGGAACUUCUAGGCUUUUUUCCCCGCAAUAUGUGGAUGACCGAGCAGUCGUUUCCUCCGAUACGUCCUGCACAGACAGGCCUCGGCGUCGCCUUACAGAAUGGCGCUUUGCCACUGUACGAUCCCCGAGCGGCUUUUCUGUAUCACCACACGCAGCCUGUAGUCAAUGGGGCGUCUUUCGACACUCAAUUAUCGCUGGAUGAUACAUACUCAUUACAGCAUGACGGCAGUGACUUUGCUUCUACUUCUCCAGAUAGAGAAAAUUACAUCAUGUCCAGGGAGCAGCAAGCCGGGGUGGCUAGAACAGCGGAGCACGAACUGCUCGAAAGGGAACCCCUAUCUGCAGCCCAGCGCAGAGUAAACGCAGUCACCUAUUCACCAAUGGCUAAUGGAGUCUUUCCUCAGACAAAUCUGAGAGGCUCUCAUGCAGUACACAACACCGUUCCAAGGUAUAUGGAGGACGAGCCUGAUUUGGUCGCCAACGCUCAUCCUCCUUAUCCGCGACGAACAAUGGACGGUGCAGUUGAUCAAAUCCCCUGUGAAGCGGAUCAUUUGCCGAAAGAAUUUGCCGGUGUAGAGGGGCAACUAUCGCCAUCAUUGAAUCGCUAUUCAUCCAACAACCUAUCGGAAAUGGGACGGUCUCAAGAAUCUCCAAUGUCAUCAGCAGAUACCCAAUCAACGGAUUUAUACCCAGCUCACUUGACUGACCUGGGACAGGCGCUGAUUGACGACCAACAUUGGCCAAUGGAAGCGCCGUCGCGUUCCGUUUCUUCACUUCUUCACUCGAUACUACCGAUUAAUCCUGCAGCCAAUGCCCCAGACCAGAAAAUGAUAGACUCAGACGCAGACCGAUUCUCGCAUCUGAGUAUGAGUUCCACCUUGGGGUACCCUCACCAAGGCCUCCAAGAACCCACGACCUAUUUGAGCGAAUCUCAUUUACCCAUCAACCCAGCAUUUACGGAAGACGCCAUAGGCGUCCAUAUGACAGGAAGGGAGUGUUGA
Aspergillus neoniger CBS 115656 is the source of this 2745-nucleotide messenger RNA. RefSeq names its product protein kinase family protein. The record is from RefSeq and is a predicted model, not a curated record. Gene Ontology annotation, biological process: signal transduction; protein phosphorylation. Gene Ontology annotation, cellular component: cytoplasm. The coding region runs from base 1 to 2745 and encodes 914 amino acids. Gene Ontology annotation, molecular function: protein kinase activity; ATP binding. The transcript has a single exon. Lineage: Eukaryota; Fungi; Ascomycota; Eurotiomycetes; Eurotiales; Aspergillaceae.